This is a messenger RNA of Podospora pseudocomata, 981 nucleotides long. RefSeq names its product Cytochrome c oxidase assembly protein cox11, mitochondrial (gene COX11). The transcript is spliced from 3 exons. Bases 1 to 981 code for a protein of 326 amino acids. Lineage: Eukaryota; Fungi; Ascomycota; Sordariomycetes; Sordariales; Podosporaceae. Gene Ontology annotation, molecular function: copper ion binding. The record is from RefSeq and is a predicted model, not a curated record. Gene Ontology annotation, cellular component: mitochondrial inner membrane.
AUGCCUUCUAAACCACCCCGUGUAAGUCCCAAAAAGGAAGGAGCUAUGACCACCACCCACCCAUGCACCCCACUUUUGCGCAACCGCCAAGCCCGGAACACCCACAAGCUCCAAGCUCGCCUUGGUUGCGCAGCCGUUCAAUUGGGAUUCUUUUUUGAGAAGUCCAUCAUCAGACGAUCUUCCACACCUACCAACACCCACGGUCACCACCAUUCGGUCACACCAAACAUGAAUUCAAUACCAAGAAUAACCCGGCGCCUAGCCGCCACUUCCCAGAAACGCUUCUUCACCCCCAACACCCCCCGACGAGCGAACCCCCAGCAACACCCACACUACCACCAACCCACCCCCUCCGGCUCCAAGUCCUCCAACCCAGAAAUGGACAGGAUACACCAGCUCUACCGCCAGCGGAACCGUUCAACCGCCUUUUACACCAUCUCUGUGAUCCUCGGCACAGUGGCCUUGAGUUAUGGUUCAGUACCAAUGUAUAAAAUGAUCUGCCAAACAACUGGCUGGGGUGGACAACCCGUCCGCGCCCACGGCGGCUCCUCCUCCUCCUCCUUCCCCGACGAAGACAUAACCGCCAAACUCAUCCCCAUCACCACAUCCCCCCGCAUCCGCGUCUCCUUCUCCGCCUCGGUCUCCGACCUCCUAGACUGGAAAUUCGUUCCACAACAGCGAGAAGUUCGGGUUUUACCGGGAGAGACAGCGCUGGCGUUUUAUACCGCGACGAACAACUCUGACAAGGACAUCAUCGGGGUUGCGACCUACUCUGUCACACCAGCACAGGUGGCGCCCUACUUUAGCAAGAUUCAGUGCUUCUGUUUUGAGGAGCAGAGGCUCCAGGCCGGGGAGACGGUGGACAUGCCGGUUUUCUUUUACUUGGAUCCGGAUCUGCUAAAUGAUCUCAACAUGAGAGGGGUGGAGAGCGUGGUGUUGAAUUAUACUUUUUUCAAGGCUAGGUAUGAUGAUCAGAAGUGA